AUGUACAGCAACAGCAACAACAACAACAACAACCACGGCACACCGAACGUCGGACCAUCAAACCCUGGGCUCGUGGGACCAUCAAACAUGCAGAUGCAGAAGAAGACCAGACGCACCGUACCGACCAGCAACCCCACAAUCACCAGCGCCUCAAACCAGAACAACCUCAACAUGAACACCCGUCACCAGCAGCAAGUGAUCACGAGCAAUAAUACCCCUCUGCCCUCCCGGAGAGCCAGGCUAGGCGGGAUGGCCGGACUGGAUGACGAUGGGGGAGAUCAGAAUAUGCUCAGAGAGUUGACCGAGGAACAGAAGAUGGAAAUCAAGGAGGCCUUCGAGUUGUUCGAUACCGAUAAAGAUGGCGCAAUCGAUUAUCAUGAACUUAAAGUAGCAAUGAGAGCCUUAGGAUUCGAAUUGAAGAAACCCGAGAUCCUGAAGAUCUUAAGGGAUCAUGACAAACAAGGCCAAGGACUGAUCGAAUUUAACGAAUUCGAUAAAGUCAAGAUCCUAGAGAAGAAAUCUUACGCGCAUUCAAACUGUUUGAUACCGAUAAUACGGGCAAGAUCUCGCUGA
Messenger RNA from Puccinia graminis f. sp. tritici CRL 75-36-700-3, 573 nucleotides. RefSeq lists its product as uncharacterized. The record is from RefSeq and is a predicted model, not a curated record. Lineage: Eukaryota; Fungi; Basidiomycota; Pucciniomycetes; Pucciniales; Pucciniaceae. The transcript has 3 exons. Bases 1 to 573 code for a protein of 190 amino acids. Gene Ontology annotation, molecular function: calcium ion binding.